UUGUAUUAGAAACCUCUGCAUUCAAUAAACAAAAAUAGGGAUAAUAAUAACCAAAGCACUAUUUGGAACUGAAAACAAACUCAAGCAGGGCUGCUAGCCCAGGGCAGAGCUAGCAGGGUACGUUCUUGGAGCUGCUCUCAGCCGAAGUGCUUCUCCUAUGGGCAUCUGCUGGAGUCCGGCUGAGGUCGAGCAGAAAGCGGCAGCGCAAAAUCAAACUUAACCCCCUCUGUGGACUAUUGAACUCAAAGAAAGGCGUGGGAGAGGGAGAAACAGAGAAGGGAUCCGAGGAGGAGGCUUCUAUCACAUCAUUGCAGGAUGAUCUGGAAGCUUUCUCUCUCCCUGUUCCUGGUGGCUGUGCUAAUGAAGGUGACAGACAGCCGGAAAAACCGGCCCUCGGGUGCCAUCCCCUCGCCUUACAAGGAUGGUAGCAGCAGCAACAAUUCAGAGAGAUGGCAGCACCAAAUCAAGGAGGUGCUGGCCUCCAGCCAGGAGGCCCUAGUGGUGACCGAGCGCAAGUACCUCAAGAGUGACUGGUGCAAGACGCAGCCACUUCGGCAGACGGUGAGUGAGGAAGGCUGCCGCAGCCGCACCAUCCUCAACCGCUUCUGCUACGGUCAGUGCAACUCCUUCUACAUCCCGAGGCACGUUAAGAAAGAGGAGGAGUCCUUCCAGUCCUGUGCUUUCUGCAAGCCGCAGCGCGUCACCUCUGUCCUUGUCGAGCUUGAAUGCCCAGGCCUGGAUCCACCCUUCCGACUCAAGAAAAUCCAGAAGGUGAAGCAGUGCCGGUGCAUGUCCGUGAACCUGAGCGACUCAAACAAACAGUGACCUUCCCCCUUCCCGACCCUCCGGGGCCAGGACGCAGCUGCGACCCCACACCCCUAAUCAGCCCGUGUUCUCCGAGCUCACUUACUCGCUGCUAUCUGGUGUCCCUCCGGCAGUAAUCAUGCCUCUUAGGGCUGACUUUUCUUGUCACCCACACCGACCGCAUGUGUGUCUUUGCUAAUGUGUUCUUCACCAAACUGGGGCCUCCAGUACCUCUCCAAUCAGAUCGUGCAACAGGCCUGAAGGAAGACACUGGAGUCACCAAUUACCAAUUAGCAUUUGGGGAGAAUUGUGGAUCCGCAUUCCUGUUUCCACUGUGUGGAAAAGUGCUAUUUUCCAGCCUUUACGCUAGACUCCAGGUCCCUCUCCUUCUUUCAGAAUAGCAAUGUCCCUACUGAACUGGCCCUUCAAUCUCCCCUGCAGGUGCCACAUCUGGUUGAAAGUAUGCAUUCUAGUCAUUGCACGGCUGCCCUUCAGGUUGCUGUGAUGCAGAUAUUAACUGAGACAUCUGGGGGGGAGGGGAGACAUCUAUGAACCCAUGAACCAGAGGUUUCGUCUAACAAAUCCAAUACCAAAAGCACUACUUAAGUCACUUGGAUGGUGCUUCCCUGGCACCUGGCUGACAGCAGGCCUUUCUCUUUUUGCCCCCAGCCACCCACCAAUGCCCCUUUAUCCUCACAUUCCUAACCUCCAUUCUUAGACUAGAGAUGAACUCUGGUGUGCAUGCUAUUAUCAAUACAAUUAGAAUAUUAUUACACACAAAAGUCUCCAUAUUAAUACUGGUUUUAUAAUUGAUCUGUAUUGUAAAGAGCUUUUAAGAAGUAUUAUUGACCUAUCCAUGUAUUAUUUCAUUUUGUUUCCACUCUGGCUUUGUAGUACAAUUCUGAGUAAGUAUCAGAUCAGCUCACUGGCUCAGAAGGUGCUUUACUCAAAAAUAAUUCCUGGUCAGAAGUUCACUGUCAUGUACCCCUUAGAUUAGAUGUGGAGAUGGGAGGAGGUAAAACUUUUCAUUGAGUAAUAUUGCAUUGCAUUACAGCACAAUAUAGAAGUUAUGUUGGGGUGGAUGAGUACAGAGAAGUUAGUCACUUGUAGUUGACCUAAAAUCCACAAAUCACUGUUAUAUUUAAUACUCACAUGUGAGAUGAAAAGGUAUACUAUUUAAUUAACAUGCCACUAAGAAAAAUAUUUCAUCUAUAAAAAAAGAAAUGCUUUAAAAUAUAAGGAGUCAGAUCAUUAAAAGAAUGUAAAGGGUAAAAUAUAUAGAAUGAAAGUCUAGUUGAAUUUUAUAUAGCUUCCUUUCCCAAAUAUGAACUUUUAAGAAAAUAAGCAAACAUUAGAUCAUCUUUUAUUUUUAUAAAAAAUUGUUGUGGUCUUUUAAUAUAAGAAAGUUGAUAUAAUUUUCCCACAAAAAUAUGUUGAGUUUCUUUGUUGAACUGCCCCUUGAAGACUUCCCUGUGAGUAAUGUUUAAAGAAUAUGAUAAAUGUGAAUAACAUGCCAUUGCUGGAAACAGCUAACUUCAAAAUCUUUCACUGGUAAUUCCAAACCAUGCAGUAUCAUAUGGAAUGUAAGUCUGUCUUCUAAGUGGACCCAGAAAGGCCUAGCUCUUAGAUAACCUUUACAAGCUGCUCUGGGAACUGUGGCUUCCUGUCAUGAAACAAUAAUGGGGAAUCUAAAGAUAAUUAUCUGCAAGCAAGAGUUUAAGUGGGGUGUGGCAUAUAAGUGAAUUUUUCUUCUACCCUGCACUGAAUGUUUCAUUUUUGUCACCUCGAGUAUCAUGAGAUGUGAUAAGAAAGUGUUACUGUAAAGAGAUCCCUAAUUAAAGAGCUGGACAUAUUAAAGCAGGAGGCAGAAGUCAGUGGGAGUUGUUGAAGGCCGGAACCUAGAAAUGGUGGAAAGAGUGGCGAUGUCCAAGUCAGGAAAGGAUGUUUGCAAUGGAAGGAAACCUCACGUUAGACACAGUAGCAGAACAUGGAGCAGAAAAGCUGUGAAGGAAGGUCCACAUGAUUGUAAUGGAGGCUGAUGGAGUGAAGUAAGAGGAGAGGCAACUGCAACUGCAAAGUCAGUCCCUGUCAUGUGAUGAUAGAACCUAAGCAGAUAGGGAUUAAACAUUGAACUAACAGACUACAAACAUUAACAUACCGUUUUUGACCCAAUUGUGGAUGUAUAGAAACAAUAUGAUACGUUGCAGUGAAGAUCCUAUGGGGAUAGGAGGGGGGGUUAAUUGUAUGUGCGAAGUUUACCUUAAUAAUGGUUCAAAUUAUAUUUAAUUUUGUGUGUUUAUAAAUGAAGAAAAGCUCUAAGUAUAAUGUAAUUAUUUUAUAGGUAUCCUAUUAAAUUAUAGAAUAAAUAAAGAUACUUUAGGAAUAUA
This is a messenger RNA of Sorex araneus (European shrew), 3191 nucleotides long. It is a transcript of the gene GREM2, whose product is annotated as gremlin 2, DAN family BMP antagonist. The record is from RefSeq and is a predicted model, not a curated record. Bases 316 to 825 code for a protein of 169 amino acids. NCBI's taxonomy places the organism in Eukaryota, Metazoa, Chordata, Mammalia, Eulipotyphla, Soricidae. Gene Ontology annotation, biological process: animal organ morphogenesis. Gene Ontology annotation, molecular function: receptor ligand activity; BMP binding. The transcript has 3 exons.